Messenger RNA from Laccaria bicolor S238N-H82, 1362 nucleotides. RefSeq lists its product as uncharacterized. Gene Ontology annotation, cellular component: membrane. The record is from RefSeq and is a predicted model, not a curated record. Bases 1 to 1362 code for a protein of 453 amino acids. The transcript is spliced from 11 exons. Lineage: Eukaryota; Fungi; Basidiomycota; Agaricomycetes; Agaricales; Hydnangiaceae.
AUGAAAUCAACCUCGGAGCAGUCUACUCCCCUCAGAUCAAGCAACGUGUCGAUCCUGGACUCUGAAAAACAAGCGACCACGGCGUCACCAUCGAUAAUGGAUACGUCUAUUGAGGAAGCACCUCGUCCCAGUCUAUCUACAGCGCGAUCGAUUUACUUGAAGAUUGUUCUGGGCGCCACGUCUCUCAUUGUCGUCUUGAUCUUUUCAGUGUUCUCCAUUUAUUGGGGUUCCCUUUGGAAGAUACCGGCUCAUAAUCUUCAUGGAUGGGUCGUAGAUUUUGACGGCGGGAUGGUGGGACACCAAGUAGCUCGGUCACUGGGCUCUAACGUGGGCCCGUCAAAAGUCACUUGGAGCGUAAUCCCAGCUUCUCAGGUUGCUGGUGGCUUGGAUGAGCUAGCGAUCCUGGUAAGGGAGGAGCACACCUGGGUUGCCGUCGCCAUUCAUCCCGAAGCGAGCGCGAAACUGAACGCCGCACUAACUAUACCGAAUUCCACUUACGAUGGGUCCGAAGCGGUCACAGUAUACGCCGUAGAGGCGCGUAACGAGAAUGCUUUCCGAAACAUUAUCCAGCCAUCCGUAGAAUCUUCUUUGACUGUCAUCUCCGCCUCGUUUGCCUUGCAAAUAUCACGAAGCGUUGCCAACGCGUCGACGCUUUCUACCCUGAUGUCAACGUCUCCGCAAACGAUCACAACGCCAAUUUCUUACACAUUCAACAACCUCGUCCCUUUCGACGUCCCAGUAGCUACCGCUGCUACCUUCGUCGGCUUGUUAUACCAACUUAUUCUGUCAUUCUUCGUCGUUAUGAUAACGCUCACCGCGCGCGAGAUAUCAGGCUUGAACAAGAGCCUCUCACUACGGAAUCUUAUUCUCCUACGCUUCGCAUCCUCUUUUGGAGCCUACUUUUUCCUAUCACUUUUCUACUCUCUUCUCAACGCCGCUUUCCACUUACCCAUGUCUCGCAAAUUCGGUCACGCGGGAUUCAUUCUGUUCUGGAUGCUCAGCUACGUCGGGAUGCUUUCUGUCGGCCUCGCUCUGGAAUCGCUGGUCACGCUGCUGACAGUAAAAUUUAUACCCUUUUUCAUGAUUACAUGGAUCAUCACGAACAUUUCCGUCUGCAUUUACCCCAUAGAAGUCCUACCGCGGAUAUUCCACUACGGAUACGCAGCACCUUUCUAUAACAUCUCACGCGCGAUGAGAACUAUCAUAUUUGGUACUAAAAACGAAGUUGGAAUGCACUUUGGUAUUUUGCUUGUGUGGAUUGCGAUCUCAUGCAUAACAUUGCCGUUGAUUCAAUGGUUUGCGAGACGGAGAGACGAGCGCGCGGAGGAUUUAAAGGUGGCGGAUAAAGCUGUUGAAGUUUGA